This is a messenger RNA of Fusarium fujikuroi IMI 58289, 927 nucleotides long. RefSeq lists its product as uncharacterized. Lineage: Eukaryota; Fungi; Ascomycota; Sordariomycetes; Hypocreales; Nectriaceae. The record is from RefSeq and is a predicted model, not a curated record. Bases 1 to 927 code for a protein of 308 amino acids. The transcript has a single exon.
AUGCCGACUGAGUUCCAUCUCUUCUCUGCUCUCCCAACCAAGCUAAGGCAACAGAUCUGGAGUCUAGCUAUUCGCCCGAAAGAGCCAGGAGUUCACAUAUUCCGAGUUUACGGUACUUCUUGGGAUCAUCAGUCUCCGAAGGCCGUCCAGUUCUCAUACAGCAAGGAUCGAUUUCGUGAACUGAAUUGCGAUGAGCUUGGUCUUGCUGUACCUUUGGCCCACGAGGCUCCUGCCAACAAGCCUAGCGCGAAGAGUGUGUCAACAUAUAUGAUUGAUGCUGGACUAUGGAUUGCUUGUCAUGAAUCAAUGACCAUGAUGCGAAAAGCCUUUACAAGGCCCAGGAGUGUCGAGUGCGGCAAAGUUCGUGUCCCGGAGCCAGUGAUGGGCUACUACAUCUCUGGAAGUGCGCCACUUUACUUCACAAUAAAUCCUGCGCAUGGCCUUCUUAUCCUGCGACCGGACAGUAUGAGCCUCAACCUGGAAGACAUUGAUCAGGCGCUGAGCUACCGCAUCUCGUAUGUUGGCAUCGAAUAUGAGUCAGAUUGGGGGCCGCAACUGUUUGAAAUGCACUAUAACAACGGAGAAUGUCCAGCACUUAACCAGAUUUCAACCCUGUUCCAAAGCUGCACUUCGCAAGGCAUAUGGCUUGUCGAUUACAACCUAAAGGGAAAGGCAAACGCUCCUCCUUCUGAAGGUUUAUGCUUCUAUGCACGCGACAGGAGGCUAAUACAGGUGGACAUCUGGGGUGACGGUCUUCUGAAGCACUGGGAGUAUAUCGAGCCAGUUCCAGAUAUAGAAAGGUCUUCAUUCGCGUUCGCACUAGGGCUAGAUGUCAGGACACAAAAUCCAUACCACGAAGCGGUGCGACAAGAAAAGUCCGAGGCUUUCCCUACUUCUGUACAUCUUCUUGGAUGGGAUACGUAUUGA